GAAAAGAAUGCUGCUGGUUGCACUUACUAUCGAUGGAAAUCGAAAAGAAUGCUGCUGGUUGCACUUACUAUCGAUAGCAAGACAUCAAUGAGUGCUUUCUUUGUUGUAGACUCUUCUGCAACUUAUAAUGCAUUACUGGGACGUGAUUGGAUCCAUUUGAAUUGGUGUGUUCCAUCUACUCUUCACCAAAGACUCAUUUUUUGGAAUGGAGGCAAAACUGAGGUGGUUCAAGUUGAUAGCAGACCAUUCUUAGCCAAUUCCAAUAUGGUGGAAGCACGAUACUAUGAUGAAGAUGUUGGAACAAUUUGUUUCUUUGGCAUGGAUAAACAAGGAAGAUCUCAUGGAAUCACUACUUGCAACAAGCCCACCUUGGCUAAGUAUGUGGUUGACGAGCGGGCCAUGAAUGCAAUUUUCUAUGACAUGAUUGGUCGCUUCAUGGAGAUUUAUAUUGAUGAAGUUGUGGUCAAAUCUAUAGAGGAGGAAGAACAUUUGGAGCACUUGAGGAAAGCUUUUGAUAGGAUGUGACAACACGGUUUGAAGAUGAAUCCUCUCAAGUGUGCUUUUGGUGUUACAACAAGGAACUUUUUGGGUUUUUUGGUUCAUGAAUGAGGCUUGGAGGUGGACAAAAACAAAGCAAGGGCCAUAAUUGAAGCACGGCUACCACAAAAUAAAAAGGAAUUGCAACG
Messenger RNA from Rubroshorea leprosula, 686 nucleotides. Lineage: Eukaryota; Viridiplantae; Streptophyta; Magnoliopsida; Malvales; Dipterocarpaceae. The record is from the annotation of a GenBank genome assembly.